UGAUCAUAAAUUAUGGACUUCGCUCUGUUUUAGGCUAGAGAGGGGUUAGUUAAAUAUUAUCAGUCAGUCUAUAAUAUCGAAGCGAGUUAGCACUUCUCUACCAUCCUCUUUUUAGGUCAUUGUAAUGUCAAACAAGAAUUGAAUUUGAAACAAAAUUAGCUCAAAUCUAAUUCGCACAAACAUGGCAAAUCGACCCAUACAGAAGGCGGCCAGCAGUCAGCCACAUUUCCUGCAGUUCAACAACCUCGCAUGUGAAACAGCUGGAGGAAAGGUGAUUUUUGCCACAGAUGAGUGGUUUGCCCCUGCCAGAAAUCUAUUGAAGCGAGACCCUCCAGAAUUCAUAGCCUCAGCGUUUACUGAAUAUGGGAAAUGGAUGGAUGGCUGGGAAACCCGGAGGAAAAGAAUUCCAGGUCAUGACUGGUGCAUUGUACAGUUAGGAGUUCCAGGAAUUAUUCAUGGCUUUGAUGUGGACACUUCGUUCUUCACGGGGAACUAUGGCCCAUACGUCUCCAUUCAAGUGGCCUGUCUUGAUCAGAUUCCAUUGUUCACUCUUGAAGGAGAUCGUACAGGCAUGGCAGCUUCCCCAAGCCAGUUUGAAGCUGUGGCAAAGCUAAACUCAGACAGCUGGAAGGAGAUUGUCCCGAUGACAGAGAUGAAGCCGGGUUACUCUGAUACAUGCCACAACUACCUGAGUGUCACCUAUCCACACAGAGUUACCCAUAUCCGCCUCAACAUUUAUCCAGAUGGCGGCAUUGCAAGGCUGAAAGUUUAUGGCGUUGGGAAGAAGGACUGGUCCACUGUACCUGGCCAAGACCUAGUGGAUCUUGUUGCCCUGGUUAAUGGAGGCGUAUGCGUAGGCUACAGCGAUGCCCACUACGGUCACCCACGCAAUAUGAUUGCCCUAGGGAGAGGUGAAAACAUGGGAGACGGGUGGGAGACAGCCAGACGCCUGGAUCGGCCCACAAUUUUAAGGGUGGAUGAGAAAGGCAUAUUGCAGGUACCAGGCUGUGAGUGGGCUAUUCUCAGACUAGGACAUCCUGGUAUCAUAAGCAAAAUUGAGCUAGAUACCAACCAUUUUAAAGGGAAUUUUCCAGACUCCUGCAAGAUCGAGGCCUGCAGUUUGACCCCAGAUGAGGAGAACAAUUUAAUUCUUAACCAGUGGCGCUCAGACAAAAGCCACAAGUGGAGAAUUGUCCUUCCUCCUCAAAAACUGAAGGCACACCACAGGCAUUUCUUUUCUGGGGAGUCUGUGGUGCAUUGUGGGCCUGUGACUCACGUGCGCCUGGUCAUAGCUCCCGACGGAGGGGUCAGCAGACUCAGGCUCUGGGGUCGACCGGUGUCCGACUACGUGACUCACCCUCAACAAGUCUCCAAACUGUGAUGCCAUCAUGUAUUUUCAACACGCAGUUAUAGACGAAUGAAGCUCAUGACAUUAGCUGUGAUAUAAAAUAUUUACACAGUAAAAUGUUAAUAAUUGUGGUAAUUACUAUACUAUAUACAAUAGUACGUAUAUAGUACUAUAUACAAAUACUAUACUAUAAAUUUACCUGAUAGUGAUACAGUAAAUAAUUAAAUUUUAUUCUCAAUAAAUUUCUCUCAUAAUAACUAACAAAGUUAGCUGAUGACUAUUUUUUUUGGCCUCAUAUAUUUACAAUACUGACAUUUUAGUUAUAAAAAUAGUUUUGAAAAUACUUAUUCUGUCAUGUGAAUAUUAGCCUAUAUCUUUUUUAAUUUUUUAAGCAAACAAAACAAUGGUGUGAGAAAAUGCUGACAGUAAGACAGUCUCAAGUAUGAACGUAGAUACAUAAGGACUCGUUCAGACUGUACAGUAGCAUUGGAAAUCUAAUCUAAUACAAAAGUAUAAUAUUUUAACAACUAACAUUUUUGCAAACAUUUGAAAAGUUCUGCUUGCAUACCUCAGAAACAGCUCUGGGAUAUGAGAAUAAUUAUUGUUAUACCUAAAAUAAUGAAUCUAAAAUUACAAAAAUUCUCGUAGUAAUGAUUUUUAAUUGUGCAAUAAAGUGCUAUAUUAUAAAAGGAUUAAAAGUGUAUAGAUAGUUUUCAUUGUGCAUGAUGUGUCCUUCUUUGAUAGGCAUUAUUUUCUAAAAUAUUUCUUUGACAUUUUGCUUAUACCCCAACAUGAGGCAACUGAUCUUUGAUUUUAAAAAAUGUGUCUUAAGUCAAGAAACGAAUUGGAGCUUAUCUCUUUUUACAUGAAAAGUUGUUGACAUAUUCUUUGACGUUUCUUCUACUAUGCUUAUCCCUCGGAACAAGGUGGGAUUUUGACAUUCAAUGACAUGUUUCAAACUUUCUGGCAUUUACUCUGUCCAAUUGCACAGAUAGCUUCUGCAGAUGCAGAGAUUUUCCAUUGAGCUGUUUUCUCCCCCCAAUCAUUUUGUCAUGUUUCUCCCCAGAUUAAGCCAGCGGUCCAUAGCAGGACAAAUUGUGUCGGCAUAGUUGAUAAGGAUUCUGCAGGAGUCAAGUGCUAUCAGGUCAGGCCUUCUGUGCCCCAGCCAUAUAAAAUACAGUCAGUGGACUUCAUUCAUGCAGAAGAAAUGUCAUUGUUCAUGCAACCAUUCCAAUGCAAAUUCUUGCAUUAAAUUGAAUACAAUCUGUU
Pimephales promelas (fathead minnow) is the source of this 2617-nucleotide messenger RNA. It is a transcript of the gene allc, whose product is annotated as allantoicase. Gene Ontology annotation, biological process: allantoin catabolic process. Lineage: Eukaryota; Metazoa; Chordata; Actinopteri; Cypriniformes; Leuciscidae. Gene Ontology annotation, molecular function: allantoicase activity. The record is from RefSeq and is a predicted model, not a curated record.